UAAUAAUCAACAGCUCGUAGCAAUCACGCUUGUAAUUACCUAUUGUUGAGCCGUAGCGAUUCUACAAACCAUGAGUUGAACAAAAUAAACUGAAAAUUAGAUUUUAGGCCUUAUUAUGUCUAGUGUGCUUGUUAAUAUAACAUUAUUUCAAAGACCCUACUGAAGUUACAAAAGUUGUCGAAACACUGAGGGAUAUCGCGGAUCUACAGCCGUGUCACAGCUUGUGUUAUCUGAUUUAUUUGUUUACUUCCAAACCUCAUCUCACCUCUGUAAGAUUACAUUCACUAUAUUUUCGUCAUAUGAGAGAGUACCGUUUACAGAAUAAAGAUCACCGAUACUGAGAGGUAUUGCCGUUUCUGUGUCUGGUGUCAUUUUUAAUCAUUAGAUUAUAUUGGUCGUCAACUUUUAGAAUAUUAAAGUAUUUUUAACAAGAAUAAACAAUGUCGUCCAGACGGGGACUAGGAGUAUUUAUACUGACAGUAUGUUUUUCCUUCAUAUCAGUUUGCAACGGGACAUCCACAGCUACAGUGCAGACUACAGAUCCAACAAACUUUAAUAUGGGCUCAACACAAGAGAUGUCUACAAAUGAUUCACCAACAACUAAACCGACAACCGCUAUAAUUACGACUACAGGUGGAGUAGUCUCUACGAAGGGCUUAACACAAGAUACGUCUACAAAUAAUUUCCCAACAACUAAACCGACAACAGAAACGACAGCCAUUUUAAUUGCGACUACAGGUGGAGUAGUCUCUACGAAGCGCUCAACACAAGAUACGUCUACGAAUGAUUCCCCAACAACUAAACCGACAACAGAAACGACAACCACUAUAGGCCUAAUUACGACUACAGGUGGAGUAGUCUCUACGAAGGGCUCAACACAAAAAAAGUCUACAAAUGAUUCCCCAACAACUACUACAACAUUAAUACACUCUACUUCGUACGAUACCACAACUCAAGAUAAUAAGGGCCCAUCGCCUAUAACAAAUAUUGACACAACAGUGGCUAAAAUUACCAGUACUCUGUAUUCAACGACGGGCCCAAUGAAGGAAGCUACUACAUCAUCAUCAACAACUACAAAACCUCCAAAAUAUUAUUUAAUAUCUAUAGAAAACUCAGGAGUCAACGUUAAAUUGAACAUACCAAGCGAUGAGUUUGAUGAAAACAAAUUCAAAAGCUCUAUUGCUGAGAAUACGAUAAUGUACUGUACAGCUGAAAACUCAAAAUGUGAGGACAAUUAUAAAUACAUAAGUUCCUCUGACGUCAUCAUUUACCACCAGGGAUCCAAACCAUACUUCGAAGUAAAUACAGAAUACGACAUUCUUGCAGAUGAUGAACUUCAUGUGUCGUUUUAUGUCAAAGAUCCUUACACUGACACACUGACUGUAAUGAACACUGAACAAGCAACAUCAAUGUUAAAUGAACAAAAGGGCAACAUAGAAGAAGAGCUAAACUACGAAUUCGAAAUUGAAACGCCUUACACGAAACCGGAUGGGUUCCCCGGCUGGGCAAUUUCACUGAUAGUUUUUUGUGUUAUUUGUAUAUUUGUUGCCAUAUAUGUAUUCUGGCGAGCUAAAAAGUUGGAGUAAGUGAAC
This is a messenger RNA of Anneissia japonica, 1592 nucleotides long. RefSeq names its product A-agglutinin anchorage subunit-like. Bases 441 to 1586 code for a protein of 381 amino acids. NCBI's taxonomy places the organism in Eukaryota, Metazoa, Echinodermata, Crinoidea, Comatulida, Comatulidae. The transcript is spliced from 4 exons. The record is from RefSeq and is a predicted model, not a curated record.